Lentinula edodes (shiitake mushroom) is the source of this 2125-nucleotide messenger RNA. RefSeq names its product acyl-CoA dehydrogenase NM domain-like protein. NCBI's taxonomy places the organism in Eukaryota, Fungi, Basidiomycota, Agaricomycetes, Agaricales, Omphalotaceae. The record is from RefSeq and is a predicted model, not a curated record. Gene Ontology annotation, biological process: fatty acid beta-oxidation using acyl-CoA oxidase; lipid homeostasis. The coding region runs from base 276 to 2033 and encodes 585 amino acids. The transcript is spliced from 8 exons. Gene Ontology annotation, molecular function: FAD binding; fatty acid binding; acyl-CoA oxidase activity. Gene Ontology annotation, cellular component: peroxisome.
UGGGGAUGCCAGCGCUUCGUAACAGUUUUGUAACUGCUCAUUAUUUGUUCUUCUGCCCGAUCUGUUUGACCUUCGGAAUCCGAAAAUGAUUUUCGUUACAAUGACAUUCUCCAAUACUUGUCUUCAUUUCCCUAUCCAUUCCAUAAGCGACCACAGAAGCGACUUGACAUUGACAGCUGGAGUUGAGGGUCGUCCGAUGAAGAAAUUCCCGGACAUAUCUUUCAUCGUUCCCUAUAAAGUGCUCUCAAAAUACCAUCCCAAUCUCCCAAUCGACAAUGACUCAAGGAAAGGUCUUCCCUUCCAAAGCACUCCUCCAGCUGCCUCUCUUCCAAGACGAUGGAUCGACAGAGCAAUACUCUACAAAACAGCAAAUCGAGCGAUCUUACGCCAGAGCAACUCUCGUGGCGCGUGCAUAUGAAUUUACCUUGGAUGACGUCCUUCAAAUGAACGGCAAACUAUGGGAUCUUCACGCCGAUCCCAUUUCAUCGAUAGACGCAGCGACCACAACAAUAUUGACAAUCCACUACAAUCUUGCGCUCGGGACGCUUGGGCCGAUUCUUACUACUCGGCCAGACCUCGCCCCGUUGAUCCAAAAACUUCUCAAAUUCGAAAUCAUAGGACAAUUCAUGUUGACGGAGGUCGAGCAUGGCCUUGAUGCUCGUCAAAUCGAGACUACCGCAACACUUCUCCCAGAUGGUUCGCUCGAACUGAACACUCCUCACCCAGGUGCAGCAAAGUAUAUGCCCCCUGUUACGACUAUUUCCGGGAUGCCCACCAUAGGUGUAGUCUUUUCACGUCUGAUUGUGGACGGAAAGUGCCAUGGCAUCCGCCCAGUUGUAGUCUCCCUGACCGAUGGCAAAGGUAUGUGUAAAGGGGUCAGCUCGAGGAUGGUCCCUCCACGUUCGGGUUCAAAGCCUUUAGAUCAUAGUAUGACAUCCUUUGACCGUGUUCGAUUACCUCCGGGAAGUGUUAUCGGCUCUCUCGAAGAGUCAACCGACGUACGAGGAGACUUUUUGAAGAGCAUCUGGAGGAUAUCCACCGGAGGCCUGGCUCUAUCAUUGGGCACUGUCUCGUUCUUGUCUGUUGGAGUAUACAUUGCUGGCAAGUAUAGUCUCAGAAGAACGGUUAGUGGCCCGGAAAAAGGCAGCAAGAUGCCCAUCAUAGGAUUCCGAACGCAACAGCUCCCAAUUCUUCAUGGAUUGGCACAAGUACACGUUUUGCAAGCGUUCUCGAAAUUCGCCAUUCCGUUAUUCCGAGACCGGAACCUUCAUAUGUAUGUCCGACACGGAAUUUCGACGAUAUUCAAGGCAACUGCGCUGCAACAUUGCCAAUCGACCUUGCUUGCUCUUGAAGAGAGGUGCGGUGCGCAGGGCUUGUUUAAUUAUAACCAGAUUGUACGAGGGCAUGCCGAUAUGAGGGGAGUCUGUAUUGCGGAGGGCGAUAUCUUAGCUAUCAGCAUCAGACUUAUAUCUGAACUUUUACAAGGGAAGUAUUGUCUUCCGGAGCCUAAGUAUCCUGACUGCCUGCUAUACAAACACGAGCAAGGGCUCUGGAAAGAAGCAAGAGAUCGGUAUUCUAAACUCAGCGGGACCCACCGUAGCGAAGAAUUCAACAACGCGAUACUACCUCUUUGCCGGCCUCUUGCUGAGUUCAUCGGUCAUCGGAUGGCGUACGAGGCAGCCGUAGAUCAAGGUGUCGAUCCUGCUCUUGUAGAGCUUUACGAAGCAGGCGUUAUCAAGCUCGACUCUUCGUGGUAUGUGGAGAACGGGCUGUUGAGCCGUGCUGAACAGUUUGAUUUGGAAAGCGCCGCUGCGAACAAAGUUUUACCAGACUUGAAACGCUUUCUAGAUCUUCUGGAUGUGGCAGAAUAUGCUACAGCUCCCAUACUGUCUGGGAAGAGCUGGAAUGAGUUCGUACUCAGUUUGCCGCAGUUUUCAGGGAAUUCAGAGCCAUUAGAGGAACUUCGGGGUGAUUCACCAAAACCUACUUCGAUGUCGGAAACUGUAUAUAGAAAAAUUUUGUUUUGGCGUUGAAACAACUGUUACCUACGAAAACGUUACUAUAGAUAAAUAGAUAGAUAGAUGACUAGAUAUAUACUUAGCACACACUGUGCAGCUGGUAUGUU